Carassius carassius (crucian carp) is the source of this 821-nucleotide messenger RNA. It is a transcript of the gene tnfa, whose product is annotated as tumor necrosis factor a (TNF superfamily, member 2). Gene Ontology annotation, molecular function: tumor necrosis factor receptor binding. Gene Ontology annotation, cellular component: membrane. The record is from RefSeq and is a predicted model, not a curated record. Gene Ontology annotation, biological process: immune response. Bases 120 to 821 code for a protein of 233 amino acids. The transcript is spliced from 3 exons. NCBI's taxonomy places the organism in Eukaryota, Metazoa, Chordata, Actinopteri, Cypriniformes, Cyprinidae.
CCGAGCAAAACACUACAGUGAUAAACUGCAUUGAGGAGACUUUACAAGACCAUUUAAAAGAGUUCUGACACGCUGAGGUUUCUUAUACUUGGAAGUAGUUGAACUUACUAACAGACACAAUGAUGAUAGAUCUUGAGAGUCAGUUUGCUGAAGAAGGAGCGCUACCCUUACCGCAGGUGAUGGUGUCGAGGAGGAAGUCCGGUGUCUGGCGGGUGUGUGGGGUCCUGCUGGCUGUGGCCCUGUGUGCCGCCGCCGCUGUCUGCUUCACAUUCAACAAGUCUCAGAACAAUCAGGAAAGUGGAAAUGGUGAGCUUAGGCUCACAUUAAGAGAUCAUCUUUCAAAAGAAAAUGUAUCUUCCAAGGCUGCGAUCCAUUUAACAGGUGCAUAUGACCCUGACGUGUGUACGGACAACCUAGACUGGAAACAGAACCAGGACCAGGCUUUUGUUUCAGGUGGCAUGAAAUUAGUGGACAGAGAGAUCAUCAUUCCUAACGACGGCAUUUACUUCGUCUACAGUCAGGUGUCUUUCCACAUCAGCUGCAAGGCUGACGUGACUGAGGAACACGAGGGCGUGCACAUGAGCCAUGCAGUGUUGCGCUUCUCGGAGUCCUACGCCAGCUACAAGCCGCUCUUCAGCGCGAUCCGCUCGGCCUGCGUGCACGCGGCUGACACUGAAGACCUGUGGUACAACACCAUUUACCUCGGAGCAGCCUUCAACCUGCGAGCUGGAGACAAACUGCGCACCGACACCACCACAGAACUCCUGCCCCGCGUGGAAAGCGAAAACGGAAAGACCUUCUUUGGGGUGUUUGCUUUAUGA